Molecule: messenger RNA, 2014 nt
Organism: Humulus lupulus (European hop)
Lineage: Eukaryota; Viridiplantae; Streptophyta; Magnoliopsida; Rosales; Cannabaceae
Product: protein NRT1/ PTR FAMILY 5.5-like
Exons: 4
Coding region: 129-1889 (586 amino acids)
Biological process (GO): transmembrane transport
Cellular component (GO): membrane
Molecular function (GO): transmembrane transporter activity
Source: RefSeq, a predicted model, not a curated record
UGGACCACAACUCAACUUAAAAAAAGAAAGCAGAAAAGAAAACAUAUGAGUUUGCUAUAAAUAAAGCUUCGGAUUCUCAAGUUUGAUAUGCAUCGAUCCAAAACAAACACAACUUGGGAUUUGAGAACAUGGGGUCUCCUGUGAGAAUAGCUGUGCUAGGGUGGUCGGACACAGUAGCAGAUUACGGACUGUUCAUGCUGAUGACUUACUUGACAGAGGCUUGGAGCUUCAAUUUCAGGCAUGCUGCGGCCAUUGUCAAUGUCUUUUGGGGCUUCGUCGCCAUACUCCCAAUUGGACUCAGAUUUCUCAAGACUCGAAAACAUAUCCCUGACCGUUGGAUGCUUUUCAUUUCCAGCUUAGCCUAUCUUCUUGGAUUAGGGCUCUUGACAUUCUCAAGCCCAAAAUCAGAAUCUGGAAAAAUGGAUAGUUGGGAAGCAGAGUAUGCAAAAUAUGGAGUGAAGCAAGAGACAUUGUUGUAUGCCUCAUUACCUCUGAUAGUUAUAGCUAAAUCUGGCUAUGCAGUGUCAUUAAAACAACUCAUCACUGAUGAAAUACAAUCAAGUGGCAUAUCUGAUAAAAUCAUCCACUUUUCCUUGAGCAUCGGAGCUUCUUUUCUGGUAAAUGUGUUUGGAUAUGCAAUGUCUUAUGCAAUAAAGGAAUGGGUAACAAGGUUUGGAAUCCCAGCACUGUGUAUGGUAGUUGCAACCCUAGUUUUCUUGACUGGCUUUCGUUCCUAUGGUCGAGAAACUACACAAGAACCAAGUCUCUAUGCUAAAGUCUAUAAUCAUUUUCAUAUGCUCCUCACUGACAUUAUUAAGAGAAUAACUUUCUUGCUUCACCUCUUCAUAAAGAUUGCCUUGUGCCCUUUAAGGUUAUGUUGUUGCUGUUUUUCUAAGAAAGCUGAAGAGAACACUCAAGAACAACUGUCACCAGAGAAAAAAACAGAAACAAUAACAAGAGUAGAAGAAACCAAAUUCCUCAUAUCACUAUUUCCAAUAUGCUUGUUAGGGUUGGUAUCUUCCUUGGGAAAUACUUAUUUUCUUGAGCAAGCAUACUCUAUGGAUCGUAAAAUCAUAGGAAAUUUAAAGGUACCUCUAGUCAUACUCCUAAGCGUCUACAAAAUCGCCAACUAUUUGUUCCCAAAACUAUAUUUCGACAUUGUAGAUUCUUGGAUUCCUUCUGGCUGCACAAGUUUAAAAAAGGCGCUCCACCGCAUUGGAAUGGCGCUAUCGUUACUAUGUGCCUUGCUAUGUUGUGUCAUUGCUGCUGAAGUUGAGAGCAAGAGAAUUGGCAUCAUCAACAAACGUGAUCAUGCAAUAGACAUCAACCAACCAGCUGAGAUGAAUCUACUUUAUCUUGUUCCACAAUUUUUUCUUCUUGGAGGGUUUUUUGGGAUGGCAUAUGAAAGCAUUGAGAGGUUCUUUAAGGAUCAUGAAAUCCCUGCUAGUUUGGAACCAUACAUGGUUGAUUCAGCAGUUGGUGUGUUUGGAUUAGGGAACAUUGGCAGUGUCUUAUUAGUUUAUUUAGUAUCAAAGUGUACGUGGGCAAAAGAAGGUAGAAGUUGGUUUAAUGAAAGUAUAAAUACUAGUCGUUUGGAUAAGUAUUAUUGGCUUCUAAGUGUGUGGACAGCAAUCAAUAUAGUUUGGUACUUAUUUGUGUCACUUCUAUAUCGUCCUAAAGAGAAACCUACAACACCGACAAGAUCAUUAGAAGAGGAAGAAGAAGAAUUGUGUCCUUUGAAUAAGUUGGCCAGGAAGUAUUGUAUUUUUCUCAAAUGUUUGCCUGAAAAAUUUCCUGAUUGUUGUUGUUGCUGCUGUUGUUGCUGGUGCUGCUCAAACUCCGGUGGUGAUCCAAAGCAAGAGGUUUAUAAUAUAAGUCGUAUGGCAUGAUAGUUUUGCUUGGGAAGAAAAAACCUGGGUGUGAUAUUGUGGUUUUAGAUACUAAUCUUUGUGUGAUUUUUUUAUGAGUGUAAUUACUAUAAGUAAUUAUGAUCAUUUUGAUAUCAUUUUAAUCA